AAAUUAUGAAAAUAUUUCCUUAUCGCGUGCUUGUGUGCCAAAAAGUAUGUUAAUCAAAAAAAUUUUUUUUUUUUUAUUUUUUCGACAAAAAGAAAUAAGAAGACGGAACUAAAAUGGCCGAUGCUCGGACGACGACCGAGCCAAGAAUGCGGAUUGGUUAAUUAAAUAAAAUUCAUUAUCUUUAUAUAACGCAUAAGAGUAAGAAGGAAAGAAAAAAGAAAUAAAAAAUAAAAGAAAGAAAAAAUAGAAAGAAGAAGAAAAAAAAAAAGAAAAAGAUUACACAAGUUAAAGUACGAGUAACGAAAGGAACGAACGAAAUUAAAUAUGUACCUAUGAACGUGUAACGUGUCGACGGCUGAAGGACUCCGUGAGCGUGAAAAUAGCACGUGCCAAGCAGCCGUAGCUUCUCCAUUGAUGAUCUUGAGAGUGAACACUAUCGUCGUGAUAAUGAAAGUAGGCAAGUGUGUUUUUCAUCGCGUUCUAAGUCGACUCUUAUAUUCUUUGAAAGAAUAAUUACGACGAUGGCCGAAUGAUUAUCGAACAUCGCAUGCGUGGUAUAAGGAAUUAUAUUUUCACUUACUUCGUUAUCGUUCCGUAUAAAUAUUCAAUAAAUUCAAGCUUUUAAAUAAAGAUAUAACGAUCUACUGUGCGAACUAAAUUAUAUCGCGGAAGUGAUGGCCGAUUUAGAAAGGUAUCAAUUGCAAGAAACUCUCCCGAAUUAAUAUUAUAUCCGGCUUCGAGAGUAAGCGAAAAGGACAGAGAGAAAGAGAGAGAUAGAUAGAGCCCGUUUUAGAUAUCGGUGACGAUCUUUCCAGCACUUUCUUCUCGACAGAUGUUUAUUUCUCGACGUGCUCGACGUAGCGUUAUAUUUUUAUAUUCCUCGCGGAAGAAUUCGAUCGAAAAGGAAAAUUGCUCGAAAAUCAUCUGAAAUCAAUUUUCUUCGUCCUUAUGAAAAGUAAUUUCAAAUAAACGUUAUGUAUCUCUUAGUACGCGAAGAGUUAAAAAGAAAAGAAGGAAAAGAAAAAAAGAUUACCACCAAUUUAAAAAAUACUUGUUAGAUAUGUGUAUUUAAUAACGUGCUGGAAUUCUCGUCGUAAGAAAAGAAGCUCGAAGAAAGUAGAAUAAAUUUGUUCUAUUCGUCGCUCGCUAUCAAAAAUCAAACUCGUGAUCUCACGAGUUUAUUUCGUACGAAUUAAAAAGAAAUUACACGAGUAAAACAUGUGUGCCAAUUUUAUCGAGCGAAUACGAGAAAGAAUUUAGGCUGUUACAAUUUGGCAAUGAGACACCCCUCCCCUGAUCCUAUAUGAUUUGGCAAUGGCCAUGCCAUAACACAGUAGGCCAUCUAAGAAUCUAAUUCGCGGGUGUUCCAGUGCCGAUGAGCAACGAAUGCCUAUCCAAGAUGCCCCCACUAUUGGCAAAAGGCUUCGUAUAGGUUAUAAAGGACUGCGGUGGGUACUAUCCCACUGCACUCUCUCAGUGAAACUCUCAGAGGACCGUAUACUUCACCGUCGAACCCUUCACAAACGGAGACAACAUGAGGAUUUUUCUAUUGGUUCUCGCAGCGUGUCUGCUCGCUUUGUCGGAAUCCGCUCGACCUGCUAUACGACCUCGAGUGAGAGAACCUCAAGUUUAUUACGAAGAAGACAAUCAGGCGGCCGAAGACGAUUUCGAGGCGGUUUAUCAUCCCAGAACACGUGCGUUGCCAUCGGCACGCUCGAAGGAGGCUUUGCAACCAUCGAAAGCACCACCCGUGCAAACCAUUCGUAAUUACAACAAGGUCAACGACGAUGGAUCGUUCACGUUCGGUUACGAAGCAGCCGAUGGUUCUUUCAAGGAAGAAACCAGAGGAACGGAUUGCGUUGUAAGAGGAAAGUACGGUUACAUAGAUCCCGAUGGUAACAAAAGAGAGUUCACUUAUGUAUCGGGUAAUCCUUGCGACCCUAACGCACCGAAGGACGAAGAGGACGAUCUUCCGGAAAAACAGGAAGACGACGAUCUCUCUGGACCGGCAAAUUAUCCAUCCGUCAGACCUGUUCCGAUCAGACCGAUCAGGCCAACUUAUCAGCCAACCACCGCACGUACGCCAACGGCCAUAUUUCAAACUCAAUACCAACUCGACGACGAAGCUAGCCAGGAAUUAGAAGAGGAAGUUCAAAAACCCGUACAACUUCGACCUGCGGCAUUUAGGAAGCCUCAACAGUCUUACGUUCAAGUUUCACCAUCUACCGCUCUUUACGAUCCAACACCGACCACCAGUCCUUCGCAAUUCUACAGACUAGCGUCCACCUCGAACGUUCAAUAUCAAACUACAGCCGCUCCUUCGGAAAGAACACCGUCAACGAUAUCUCCGUUAGCUUAUCAAUCGGUCGAGACUAGCACUCGCAAGGCAGUGACUCGUCAUCAGGUCCGUCCUCAAUCGGUCGCCAUUACACCCAGGCCCCACAUUGCACAAGUCGCCGCACAAUAUGUCUCCCCGAGUAGCACAGAAAGAUCGAUACCGUACAACGCACAAUCACGACCCACCCCGAGCACCUCGAGUCAUCUUCGCACCAGCGUCAGCCCUUCGAGCUCGGCCCACCUCGAUUUUGCCGCGGAGUUAGAGCGUUACGUUAACACUGUCGGCGUUCCCUCGAAGUCUACCCAACAAGCCACACUUUCACCCUCGAGAGCGAAGCUAGGUCAGACCACGGUCACCACAGUCCCCGCGGAGCCCAUCUAUCAGUCGGAACUGAUUUACGACCCUGCAACUGGUCAGUACAAUACCCAACUUUAUCAGACCCUACCCCAAACCGUUGGGGACUUUAGCCUAAGUCACAAACUCCAACCAUUCGUAGCCCAGCCCCAGUCCCUACUCGGUCUCCAGCAGCUACAACAGAUCCAGCAGCAACAUCAGCAACAACCGCAGCAACAACCUCAGCGUCAGUCCGCAGUUUACAAGCAACACGUACCGCAACCUGUCCAAUCCGCUUCAAUCUCGGCUGUGUCCGUUGCUCAACCCCAGGAACUUCUCUACAGGAAACAACAGACCCAGUUGCUCAUGCAGUCCCAGAAUCUCUAUGCUCAGCAGCAACAACGUCGUCAGCAACAACAGCAACAGCCGCAACAACAACAACAACAACAACAACAACCUCACAGACUUCAAUUGCUCGAAUCUCAGAGAGAUCCCCAAGCCUUUUAUUAUGUCGCACCAUUGAGAUCGUCCGGUGCGCCGGCUGGUGGUGCACCUCUUACCGCGAGUCAAAUCGAUCAUUACCUUCGUUCCAGUUCAGCCAACAACUAUUGAUCGGAACGAGAUAGCCACGGAGCGUUUCGUUUUGAUACAUUCGCGAAUUUAUCUUCAGGGUCCUCGAGAGUUGCAUCGAACGCACCGUGUUUAAAACCUUGCUUGCGAAUCUUGUAGAAAGUUGUUCGUCUCGCCACACGCUUGUCAGAUCGAUGUACAGGGAGACAGCUAUACGCGAUCAGUACAUACAUGCAUACAUAUACACAUAUAUACGCACAUAUAUUAGUGUAUAUAUAUAUAUUUUUUUUUUAACGCGAGAAAAACUAGAGGGUUUCACCGAUCCUUGCGAGACAUUUCGGAAGAAAAACGAAAAAGAGUAUCUAACGAGGUAUCGUCGAAUGCUGCAUGUUGUUACGAGCUCGUUAAUAACAAAAAAAAAAAAAAAAGAAAUGCAAAAAAAAAAUUAUAAAAAAUUACAAAAAAAAGAAAGAAAAAAAAAGUAAAAUUGAAAAAAGUAACAUUCGAAAGAUUCGGAAAAUCUCUUGGGAAAGUUCGGAACGAUUUGUAUCUUCCAUCUUGGAUCGAUGUAAAUGAAUCAAUGCAUGAGACAAACGCGAUAGAGAGAGAAAGCAUAUAUACACACACACACAUAUACACAUAUAUAUAUAUAUAUAUACACAUAAAGAAUUUCUCUGACGCAAUGCACUUAUCAAUUUAAUGCUAAAUAUUCGUCGCUAUCGAUCGAUCGACCUAUCGACCUCGUAGCAAAUCGAUCAAUUAUCCUCGCGAACAAUCAACCCGAACAUUUCUUUUCGCUGAACGAUGAGAUUAUUGAUUCAAAGCAACGAAGAAACUUGUUCCUGAAUUAUUACUGGUUACGAUACUUGUUCGUGAAUUAUUACUGAGUAACCAUAUGUAUAUAUAUAUAUGUGUGUGCGUGUGUGUGUGUGUGUGUGCGUAUGCAUAUAUGCUUGCAUGCAUGUAUACGCUUGUAUGUUUGUGUUGAUAUUCGAAUAAUGAGUUCAUAUAUGCAUACAUACAAACAUACAUACAUACGUACGUACAUACUACAUAUGUACAUGUAUAUACACAGGUAUCAGGAUCUGUUAUACCUAUUCGGAGAUAUAUUCCGUGAUGUUACGUAAGAAGUCAAGCAAAUUUUGCAAGAUUAUCUCUUGUGGUGGUGGUAACCAGGGAACGUGUAAAACAGAAUUGCGAUGUACUUACUUUCAUCGGCGUGGUCCGCGGACUCCAUAGGAGUACUUACAGGGUACGUUCUAUUCGCGUCAAACCGCAACUUUCUAUUUGUAUUAUCUCUGUCACUGGAGAACCAACCGGAUUCUAGUUGUAUCUAUAAUAAUUUUGUUAAAUCAAUGCGUGUCUAUCUAUCUAUGGAUUGAACGGAGACAUCUUUGGAUUUAACGAAUAUCCCUAAUUGGCAUCACCAACAUCGACAACGACGAAAUCGAAUUAUUAAAACUAUUUUUUUUUUUUUCUUUUCCCUCUUUUAGUUGGAUCAGAAAAACGAUUGGCUCGUGGCAACAUUUUUUAUUAUUAUUAUUAUUAUUUUUUUUU
Molecule: messenger RNA, 4798 nt
Organism: Vespula pensylvanica (western yellowjacket)
Lineage: Eukaryota; Metazoa; Arthropoda; Insecta; Hymenoptera; Vespidae
Product: ras-interacting protein RIP3-like
Exons: 3
Coding region: 1535-3283 (582 amino acids)
Cellular component (GO): chitin-based extracellular matrix
Molecular function (GO): structural constituent of chitin-based larval cuticle
Source: RefSeq, a predicted model, not a curated record